Molecule: messenger RNA, 1038 nt
Organism: Ostreococcus tauri
Lineage: Eukaryota; Viridiplantae; Chlorophyta; Mamiellophyceae; Mamiellales; Bathycoccaceae
Product: HSP40/DnaJ peptide-binding
Exons: 2
Coding region: 1-1038 (345 amino acids)
Cellular component (GO): cytosol
Molecular function (GO): protein-folding chaperone binding
Source: RefSeq, a predicted model, not a curated record
AUGUCUCGACGACGCGGGUCGGGGAAAGAUUUCUACGCCGCGCUCGGCGUCGCGCCCACGGCGGAUGAGAAUGAGAUUCGAAAGGCGUACAGGAAGCUGGCGAUGAAGUAUCACCCGGAUAAGAACCGUGCGGAUACGUCGGGGCAGAGCGAGAAGAAGUUUAAGGAGGUGUCGGAGGCGUACGAGGUGUUGAGCGAUCCGAAGAAGCGCGAGUUGUACGACGCGUACGGCGAGGAAGGUUUAGAGAACGGUGGGGCGCCAGGGGGUGGAUUUUCGGCGCAGAACGCGGAGGAUAUAUUCGCGCAAUUCUUUGGGGGCGGAGGGAUGCCGGGUGGUGGAUUCUCAGGAGGUGGGUUCCCAGGGGGUGGGAUGCCCGGGGGCGGUUUCGGCGGCGGAUUCCACGGCGGCGGAUUCCACGGCGGAGGCAUGCCCGGGGGCGGUUUCGGCGGUGGAUUCAAUGAACCGCCCCAGAAGCAGCGAAAGAAGGCGCCGAAGAUUGAGCAAACGCUCAAGGUUUCGCUCGAGGAGAUGUUUUACGGCGCGCAGAAGAACUUUAGCGUGACGCGAAAAGUUAUUCGUAACGGGCGGCAGGAGUCGGUGCAAGAGACGCUCACGAUCGACAUCAAGCCCGGGUGGAAGAGCGGGACCAAGCUGACGUUUCAGGAGAAGGGCGACGAGACGCCGACGACGAUCGCGGCCGAUAUCGUCUUCACGCUCGAGCAAAAACCUCACCCGCACUUUGAGCGCGAAGGAAACGAUCUCGUGAGGACGAUGAAGGUCGACCUCAACGAAGCCCUGCUGGGGACUUCAUUCAGCGUGUACACGCUCGACGGUAAAGCGAUCCCGGUCACGGUGGAUGAGAUCAUCUCCCCGACCUUUGUCAAGGUGCUUCCCGGAGAAGGGAUGCCCGUGAGUAAGGCGCCCGGAUCGCGAGGCGACAUGCGGAUAAAGUUUGACAUCCGCUUCCCCAAGGGUCCGCUCACGAGCGCGCAAAAGAGCGCGCUUCGAACGGCGCUCGAAAAUGGCGUCCAGUAUUAG